AUGUCACUUCCAAGUCGCAAUUCCCCAACAAUCAAAGCUCUAAUCGAAAAGCAAAACGCUAUCAACUUUCCACAAACAAAUGAUGUGGUGUUCAAGUUGUUUAAGACCUGGCUUUACAAGCUGGAUUUAGGCGAUGCUGAUGAAGAAAUUGCGCAAUGGAAAGCUAGGAAGGUGAAAACUGGGGAGGAGGCGCAAAAAGCUGAUGAAGGAUCGCUCAUCGAUUUGGACACUUCGAAGGGAAAGGGAAACACAAAGAAAAUUCGCGAUUCGCAGAAAAACGAGAUUCUGGAGAUGAUAGGCGGAGAUCUAAAUGCCACCAGCAAUGUAGCGCUGACAAACUUCUGUUAUCCACACAUGGCCAAUCUUCUCGAUUUGUAUCUAUUUGCCGACAUGGCCAAAUUUACCAAAGCCACGGGGUACAUUAUGACACCAUGGCUUUCCUACAUGUGGAAAUAUACAACUAAGGGUAUGCUGAUACGCAAAUUUCUUCUCGAUUUACUGACGUGGGAAAUGCCGCCUUUGUUGUUCGAAACGAAUUCGAAGGAUUUUCCGGAAGAGUUGAGAUUGGAGCUGCUGGUUAAUAUGGGAUAUGUGAUUCAGGUAGCGAGGCAUGGGACGACGGCGUUGGAGAAGAGUAAUCCGUUGAAUGAGAUGAGUAGUUACUUUGAGGAGGUUGAGAAAUCGGAUGCGUGA
Messenger RNA from Botrytis sinoallii, 693 nucleotides. RefSeq lists its product as uncharacterized. Bases 1 to 693 code for a protein of 230 amino acids. Lineage: Eukaryota; Fungi; Ascomycota; Leotiomycetes; Helotiales; Sclerotiniaceae. The transcript is spliced from 3 exons. The record is from RefSeq and is a predicted model, not a curated record.